Messenger RNA from Guillardia theta CCMP2712, 1212 nucleotides. RefSeq lists its product as hypothetical. NCBI's taxonomy places the organism in Eukaryota, Cryptophyceae, Pyrenomonadales, Geminigeraceae. The record is from RefSeq and is a predicted model, not a curated record. The coding region runs from base 1 to 1212 and encodes 403 amino acids. The transcript is spliced from 11 exons.
AUGACCUGCUCUCCUGCUUCUAUCGUCCUCGUCGAGUCUAGCGUCCGGUGGUACCGCCCCGCCUCCUGCCUCCCUUCAAGCUCCCGGCCCAAGCGGCUCCUCCUCAGCCCCGACCAGCUCCGCUACCUCGAGCGCCUCCAGGACAAGCAGCGGCUGGCCAGCUCGGAGACCUGUGCGCAAGGGGAGGAGGACGCUGGGGCGGCUCGCGGCGGCAGGACGUCAGAGUCGAGACAGGCGUCAGCGGCAUGGCCGAGCCUGCUUGACGAGAUAGGCAGAGUGCGGGAGAGCAGGGGGGCGACCGCCCAGAGACAGCGAGACGGGAGGAAGAGGAGGGCCCCGGAGGCGGGGAGAGCGGAGGAAGAGUGUAGCCGCGAGCUUGCGAGUGUGAAUGCGCAAGGCCAGACUGAAACGCUCCGCCCCAUGAUGGCGGGGGCUGAGUUGAUGAUUGUGCUGUACUUGGGGGGGGGCUGGGGAGAUCAAGAAGACUGGGGCAUCACGGGAGGGGUACUAACUCGGAUCGCUCAGGUGGCUGAGGGAGGCGCUUGGCACGUCGCUUGCCAUCCCGGGCUGGUGCCCGACGGCCUCAAGCACCACGACAUGCUCGUUCCGAUGGACAAGCUCGGGAUCCAUUGGCUGAGCCCCGACCAGCUCCGCUACCUCGAGCGCCUCCAGGACAAGCAGCGGCUGGCCAGCUCGGAGACCUGUGCGCAAGGGGAGGAGGACGCUGGGGCGGCUCGCGGAGGCAGGACGUCAGAGUCGAGACAGGCGUCAGCGGCAAGGCCGAGCCUGCUUGACGAGAUAGGCAGAGUGCGGGAGAGCAGGGGGGCGACCGCCCGGAGACAGCGAGACGGGAGGAAGAGGAGGGCCCCGGAGGCGGGGAGAGCGGAGGAGGAGUGUAGCCGCGAGCUUGCGAGUGUGAAUGCACAAGGCCAGACUGAAACGCUCCGCCCCAUGAUGGCGGGGGCUGAGUUGAUGAUUGUGCUGUACUUGGGGGGGGGCUUGGGGAUUGAGGAUGACUGGGGCAUCACGGGAGGGGUACUAACUCGGAUCGCUCAGGUGGCUGAGGGAGGCGCUUGGCACGUCGCUUGCCAUCCCGGGCUGGUGCCCGACGGCCUCAAGCACCACGACAUGCUCGUUCCGAUGGACAAGCUCGGGAUCCAUUACCUGAGACUGGGAUUGGAAGCGAAAAGCCUCAAGUUCGGAUCGCCUUGA